This is a messenger RNA of Miscanthus lutarioriparius, 516 nucleotides long. Lineage: Eukaryota; Viridiplantae; Streptophyta; Magnoliopsida; Poales; Poaceae. The record is from the annotation of a GenBank genome assembly.
AUGGCCGGAGGAGGCGACCUGAAGCUGCUGGGCAUGUGGGCGAGCCCGUUCGUCCUCCGGGUGAAGCUCGCGCUCAGCUUCAAGGGCCUGAGCUACGAGUAUGUAGAGGAGGACAUCGUCCGCGGCAAGAGCGAGCUGCUCCUCAAGUCCAACCCGGUGCACAACAAGGUACCCGUGCUCAUCCACAACGGGAAGCCCGUCUGCGAAUCGCUGAUCAUCCUGCAAUACAUCGACGAGGCCUUUGCCGGCACUGGCCCGUCCCUCCUCCCUUCUGACCCCUACGAACGCGCCGUUGCUCGCUUCUGGGCCGCCUACAUCGAUGACAAGCUCCUGCCCUCGUGGCUGCAGUCGUUCAGGGGCAAGACGGACGAGGAGAAGGCGGAGGGGCUGAAGCAGACGCUUGCGGCGGUGGACCAACUGGAGGCAGCCUUCAAGGAGUGCUCCAAGGGUAAUAAGCCCUUAUUCGGCGGCGACAGCGUUGGGUACGUGGACGUGGCGCUAGGCAGCCUGGCCUAG